AUGAUUAAACCACCAACUGUUAACGUGCCCAAUCGUCAACUGUUGACUUUUCUAAACCACCAACUGUCAAUUGGCAACUGGAUCAAUCGUGAACUUGCUCAACCACCAACUGUCAACUUGCCAAACUACCAACUGUUCAAUGAUCAACGGCCUUCCUGGCUGAACCGUCAUCUGGCACCUUGCUCAAUCGUCAACUGCCUACUGCGAAGUGCCAACUGUCAACUUACUCUGCCGGUGACUGGCAAUUUGCUUAUCCACCAACUGUCAACUAACCUUGCCGGCGACUGGCAACUUGCUCAACCGUCAACUGAUAACUCGCAACUGCAACUUGCCCAACCACCAACUGUCAAUUGGCUCCCUCGCUCCACGACCAACUGGUCAACGGGCUCAUCAUCAACGACCUUCCUGGCUGAACCGUCAUCUAGCCAAUUGUCAACUGUCAAACGGCUUAACCGCCAUCUGUCAACUGGCUCAAUCACCAACUGUCAAAUGUUUGAGCCGCCGUCUCGCACCUUGCUCAAUCGCCAACUGUCAACUUGCUCAAUCGUCAACUGUCAACUGUCAAACGGCUCAACUGUCAACUGUCAAACGGCUCAACUGCCAUCUGGCAACUUGGUGAACCGCCAACUGUCCACUGGCUCUGCCGACAACUGUCAAAUGCUUGAUCCGCGCUCUGCCACCUUGCUCAACCACCAACUGUCAACUGUCAACUGUCAACUGUCAACUUGCCCAACCACCAACUGUCCACUUGCUCAAUCAUCAACUGUCAAUCGUCAACUUGCCCAACCACCAACUGUCAACUUGUCUGCUAGCGACUGGCAACUUGCUCAACUGUCAACUGAUAACUCGCAACUGGCAACGUGCUCAACAACCGCCAACUAUCAAUUUGUUCAAUCGUUAAUUGACAACUGCGAACUGCCAGCUUGCUUAAUCGUCCACUGCCAACCGUCAAAUGGUUGA
Talaromyces stipitatus ATCC 10500 is the source of this 960-nucleotide messenger RNA. RefSeq lists its product as uncharacterized. The record is from RefSeq and is a predicted model, not a curated record. Lineage: Eukaryota; Fungi; Ascomycota; Eurotiomycetes; Eurotiales; Trichocomaceae. The transcript is spliced from 3 exons. Bases 1 to 960 code for a protein of 319 amino acids.